UUGACGUCUACGGCUACUUCUCUUCCCCAUAACGAAUUCGAAAUUUGAACAACCUCGUACAUCUGUCCAUCCAAAAACGCUCUCCUUAUUCUUCAAAAAAAAAAAAAGCUCUUGUUAUUGUUAUUCUAGGGUUUGACGAUCAUAUUUUUUUUCCAUUAGGGUUUACUGAAAAAAAUGGUGAAGAAGCUGGAAAGUUCGGUUUGCGUUACGCCAUUGAUAGUGGAUUUAUCUUCUUCACCUUCCUCUGAUGAAGGAACUCCAUUGAGACCCAUUCUCUGUCUCAAAAGUAGAGACCAAUUGAAGGAAUUUGAAGAUAAAGAAGAGUGUUUUAUUCUUGAUUUUGAUCCUUAUGACUCUGUUGAUAUCUCUAAGCUAUCUAUUUCUAACAAUGUUGAUGCUUCUGAUAUCGUUGUUGUUGCUGAAAAAGGACAGGUGGCGUGUCGAGAUUUUCCACAUCCAAGGCAUGCCUGUGCAAAACAUCCCUUUGAGAAGACACCACAUGAGGUCUACUGUGAAAUGUGUUAUUGCUAUGUCUGUGAUGUGUCUGCUCCUUGCAAAUCCUGGACUGGGGAUUCAGCCCAUUGCCAUGCCAUGAAUAAUGAAGCUUGGAAGACUCUGAGGAAUGCCCGGAAAAAGUAACCGUAGAAUUAGUAUUUUCUGCAAUAUUACUUCCCCAGACUUUGUAAUUCUGGUGUAAAGUGAUGGCUCUGCCUUGCCUUGUUGAAAGUGCCGUUAGCUGUAGCACGGCCAAGUACCUUGUUAUGAUCUGGGAUUAAGUUGAAUGCGAGGUCUGUAUUCGAGUAUCCCUCAAAAUUAAGCUAGGUCUUUGUAGAUAUUUUGCUUUAAGGUAUGUAAAAAUCUUGGAUGAACAUGUUCCCUUGUGUAACAAUGUUGCAGAUAAAAUCCUCAGAUCUUUUGCGAGUGCA
Molecule: messenger RNA, 926 nt
Organism: Capsicum annuum
Lineage: Eukaryota; Viridiplantae; Streptophyta; Magnoliopsida; Solanales; Solanaceae
Exons: 3
Coding region: 175-639 (154 amino acids)
Source: RefSeq, a predicted model, not a curated record